This is a messenger RNA of Lactuca sativa (garden lettuce), 1205 nucleotides long. RefSeq lists its product as uncharacterized. Lineage: Eukaryota; Viridiplantae; Streptophyta; Magnoliopsida; Asterales; Asteraceae. The record is from RefSeq and is a predicted model, not a curated record.
AGGUAAGUAUUCUUGUUUGGUUUCACUGCAAUUGAGAAAGAAAGUUGGCAUGGAGGCCGAGGGUUCUUCGCUUCCUUCCAACUACGUCACCAUCCUGCAGCUCAAAGAGCGAUGGCUCCAACAACAACACCAAAAUCCUGCAAAAUCCAAGCCUCAUGACGAUGAAGCUAGUUGUCAACCAAGCGGCGAAGCUGCACUUAGACGCGUUCCUCUUCAAAGACCAAAUCGCCCUGGGGUCAUUAACCAAGUCAUACCGGAGGUUGCCGUAGAUGAUUCUGGUUCUAAAACUCAAGUUGAUGCUGCGGAUAAUCAUCCAAAGGGAGAGGAGGAGCAGAAGACUGACCACUCCAACUCCAAACUCUCGAAGAAGAAAAAAAGUUCCCGAGCUCCAAAACCUAGGUCGGGCACCAACCAAAAUCCAAACGGAGGUGGCUCCCCACUGUUGGUACCAGAAGAGGUGAAGGAGAAUAAACAAACUCAGCACGUAGGUGGACGCCGGCGUCGGCAUCUGGUCUGUGAACCCAAUGACAGAAUGACAGUAUUUGCUCAGAGUGUGGACGACUUACGGCACAGUGAUGCUCGUGGUCAUGGCGUCGUUGAGGCUGUUGCCGCUACUGUGCACGUCCCUAUUGUGAGCCAGAGAGCAAAUAGAAGAUCGGGUGCAGGAAGAUACGAGGGAAAACCAAAACCCAAGCCUUCGUCGGAUCAGAAUGUGGUCUGCGAGCCUAAUGACAAAAGGAUACUAUUUACUCAGAAUGUGGAUGACUCAUCGCACAACGAUGCUCGUGGCGAUGGUGUAGUUAAAGCUGUUGCUGAUUCUGAUGUGAAUGUCCCCAUUGUGAGCCAGGAAGCAAACAGAAGAGGGGGUGCUGGAAGAUUCCAGGGCAAACCAAAACCCAGACCUAGUGAAUCCUCCUUUUUGGCGAGGAAAGGGAAAAACUCCCUCGUAUGGGUUAAAAAAGGAGAAUCUUCGACAAAUUGAUAACGCCAAGCUCCCAACCUCUGGUACGUUUAUAUUAUAUUGCAAGUCGGUGGUCAGCCAAGGAAAAAGGGAGAUGUAGCAGAAAUUACUAAUUAACUGAAUGGAAUGGAUUGGAUUGGAUUUAUGGUCCCGUUAGUUGAUAGCAUUUGUGCAACCAUUUUACCAUUUUACCAGCAUGCUAAAUCCCUGAUUGCGAUCCUUGGCCCAUAGGGAUAGGGUGGUA